AUGUUAACGUGUACCUGGGUAGGUGGAUAUUUUUGUUUGUUCAUUUCACGCUUGGCUCCGCACACAAAUCGAUGUACGCACAAUGACCACGCAAACAGGGGAACCACGUCACGCCGCCGCUUGUCUGGGAGUCGGCGCAAGCCGCUGUCGAUUUUAUUAAUGGAAUUGAACUUCAACUUCGAGCGAGUCCACCCAGCAACCGACAGUAGGCAUGUGAGCCCGCCUGUCGAAUACGUAACGAGUGGUGGAAAGUCGCGCGAUUGUUACGAGAGCUCGCUUACUAUGCGUCGCCGCACCCGCCGCCACAUGUCCCGACGCCUCCCGCCAUUACUGAGCGUACAUUGUAUGCUACCGUGA
Parnassius apollo (apollo) is the source of this 357-nucleotide messenger RNA. The record is from the annotation of a GenBank genome assembly. Lineage: Eukaryota; Metazoa; Arthropoda; Insecta; Lepidoptera; Papilionidae.